GAUGCGUACUUAAAGUACCCAGGUUUGUGAGAUGGCGUGACAAGCCGCUGAGAAGCAUAUCGCGGUCCCAACAACAUGGCGCAAUUCAAAAUGGCGGACACCGAGAAGUGAUCUUGUUUUUAAAAAAGCCAAACAAAGUAACGAAAAUGGGAAAGAAAAAGAAGCCUUUUAUCGACAAAAAAACAGCACAUAGUUUCCAGGUCGUUCACCGAAGUCAAAAAGACCCUUUGCAAGCUGACGAAGACAGCUCCAAACGGGUUCUUGUGCCAAUUGACUCUGUUGCUCAGGCAUGUGCUGACCAAGCUGAGAAAUCGGAAACUUCAAUAAGCAAAGUUGAACAGCAGCUGGAGUAUGGCAUCCACUUUGAAGAUGAAUAUGAUUACAUGCAGCAUCUAAAGACACGUACAGACUGCACAUUGGAACCACUACCAAGCAAUGUCACAGUUAUUGAGAAUAAGAAUGUUACCAAGGAGUUUGGAAAUGUCAAGCUUCCUUCAGAAGUCUUUGCAUCUGGAUAUGAACAGGAGGAAGGAUUGCUGAAUCUUGCGGCUCCUGCACCCGGUCCACAUCCAGAGUGGGAUCCAGAUAUCGUUGCUGCACUUGAUGAUGACCUUGACCUUGAUGAAGAUAGUAAUAUCUUGGAUGAUGACUUUAUUUUUAAGGCAAAUGCUCCUUUUAAUGAAGCAGCUGAUGAGGAUGAAAGUGAUGAUGAUGAUCUGAUCAGGAGUGAUAAAGAAUUUGAUGAUAAUGAUGAUGAGAAAUAUUUUCCAUUGGAUGGGGAGGCAGAUGAUGAUUCACAUGGAGGGUUGUCUUUUGAUGACGAGGAAACUAAAUCCAGAUUCACAAGUUAUUCAAUGACAUCAUCUGUCAUUCGAAGAAACAAAGGUCUGACAAUGCUAGAUGAUAAAUUUGAGAAGGUUAUGGAGGAAUAUGAUGAAGAUGAGAUCGGAGCUUUGGACCAUGAAGAGGUUCUUGGCACAGUUGACACUAAUGCAGAUAGUCACAUCAUCAAUGCUAUCACUGAAGAGUUUGAGCAGACGAGGACUAAAGUCCACUUCUCAGGGCUGCCACUGGAGGGAAAAGGAAAUGGCUCAAAAUCUAACAGGACGGAACAGAGCAGUGGCGAAGACGAUGAGGAUUUGGUCAGGGUAGCAGAAAAACCCAAGGAACAAUGGGACUGUGAAUCUAUACUAAGCACUUACUCCAACCAUUACAAUCAUCCUACACUUAUCAAGGAGCCACCAUCAAAGACUAAAACGAUCAAGUUGUCAAAGAAGACAGGUAUUCCCAUUGGUGUUCUACCUGCAAGGCCUUCUUGGAAGGAAAUAAAUCAACCAGAUCAUUUAAAACAAAUGGAGGUCCUUGUUGGCCCCAAGCCGCGCAACGAGGAUAAGGAGCAGAAGAGAUUACGAAAAAAAGCGGUCAAGGAGGAGCGUAGGCAACGAAGAAGCGAGAAGAAGUCCAACAAAAUGGCGUUCAAGGCAGAAAGCAAGCGGCAAGAAGUGUCAAUGCUCUUCUCCAAACAACAACAAAGCCUCAAGUUAUGAACUAAGGCAGGCAGACAUUUAGUUAAGGUAGCCAAAGCUCCACAAAACCCGAAUAAAUGUUAUCCUGCGGUUAAAGUUAUCCAGGCUUAUUACAACUUUCCCCAGGUAUUUACAUAACGGAGAUACAUACGAGGGACAAGAAAAUGGUUCAAAACAAGAAAUUUGUCUGGUUUGAAAAACGAGGUUUGUCUGGUUUGAAAAACGAGAUUUGUCUGGUUUGAAAAACGCGGUUUGUCUGAUUUGAAAAACGGGGUUUGUCAAAAGAAGGCUGGCACUCGAUCGUAGUACCCUUUAGGGGUAAAAAUCACGGUUUUGGUACCUUUUAUGGAGUUCGAGUUCAAGUGCUGGCAUUUUUUUGUGACACGGUACCUUUUAGGGGUCAGAACAAGCUGCUACUUCGAUAUUAAAAAAAGUUUAAUGAAAUGGAUUUACAUGCUUUUCAACUACAAAUGUACGUUGUUCGUUAGUACCUUUUAGGGUAAAAAUUGACUAGAGCCACGCCCUUUUUGGUACCAUUUAGGGGUAAAAAUUUCCUACGAGCACCCCCGUCAUUAUAAUAUGGGAGCCCCCCCCCCCCCCCCCCCCCCCCGGGUCCUGUACGAUUGUAUGGAAACUCACCCUACGAUAAUUUGUGGUCAUAUCGAAACCACUUUGCGGUCGAUUGCGAUUUCUACUGUCAAAUUAGCUGCCUUAAUUUUCCCCGCAAAAUUUAUUUUUAGGCCUCGUGUUAUGAUAUAAACAUGAAAGCUUUGGAAGAGAAAAACUUACAAAACAAUUACUUCCUAGGUUUUAUUCAUAUUGAUUUGUGUAAUACGAUUUUGGGAGGUAAUAAAGAAUUGUUUUGUA
This is a messenger RNA of Nematostella vectensis (starlet sea anemone), 2393 nucleotides long. Its product is annotated as protein LTV1 homolog. Gene Ontology annotation, biological process: ribosomal small subunit export from nucleus; ribosomal small subunit biogenesis. Gene Ontology annotation, cellular component: cytosol; preribosome, small subunit precursor; nucleus. The transcript has 13 exons. The coding region runs from base 147 to 1547 and encodes 466 amino acids. The record is from RefSeq and is a predicted model, not a curated record. NCBI's taxonomy places the organism in Eukaryota, Metazoa, Cnidaria, Anthozoa, Actiniaria, Edwardsiidae.